AUGGUUCCUGCUGCUGGCCACAAUUUUGUGAAGCGGUUUUGGUUUGAAAAUGCGUGGUUGAGGGAACCUCUUUGCUAUCAUAUUGUUAAAGAUAGUUGGGAGAUUUGUGGGGCUGAUGAUGUGAUGUAUAAAAUUCAGUUUUGUAGGGAAAAGUUGGUCGAUUGGGGUAAGGAGGUUACUGGGAACUUUAAAGAAAGAUUAAAAAAGUGUAAAAAUGAGAUGCAAAGGUGGAAAUUGGGUCGAGAUGAAGUAUCCGUUGCCAAUUACAAACAAGGAAAGAGAAAUUUGGCUGAAAGUUACGUGCAAAAGGAAGUUUUAUGGCAUCAAAGAUUGAAGCAAUUAUGGUUGCAAGAAAGAGACAAUAAUAGCAAAUAUUUUCAUGUUGCUGCAACUACAAGACGAAGAAAUAAUUUUGUGGCAAAACUUAAGGACCAUUCUGGUGCGUGGGUUGACUGGGAUAGUGGUUUGGACCAACUUAUGGUUCUCAAACCGAUUGGAGAGAAGUCACAAGCAGUGUGCAAACUCGUGUAUCAUCACAGCAGAAUGUUGAGUUGUUACUUUCGGUUUCAAAUGAGGAGGUUCGCAAAGCUUUAUCUUAACAAAACCAAUUUGGUUUUAAUUCCUAAGAAGAAUCAACCUAUGGAUAUGGGGGAUUUAAGACGAAUUGCUUUAUGCAAUCUGUUGUACAAGAUUGUGUCCAAAGUGGUUGCUAAUAGACUCAAGAGUGUUAUGCCGUCCAUCAUAUACGAUACUCAAAGUGCAUUUUUACAAGGCCGCUUAAUCUCAGAUAACAUCAUGAUUGCCUAUGAGAUUAUACAUCAUUUAAAGAGAAAACAAAGAGGGAGGGAUGGUUAUAUGGCACUUAAACUUGAUGUUAGCAAAGCAUAUGAUAAGCUUGAGUGGGGUUACCUUUGUGCUAUGAUGGUAAGGAUGGGUUUUGAUGGUCGUUGGAUUAACUUAGUUAUGCAAUGUGUUUCUUUUGUUUCCUAUACAUUUUCACACGGAGGGAAGGAGUUGGGGAACAUUGUUGCUCAAAGAGGAAUACGUCAAGGUGAUCCUUUAUCAACGUAUAUGUUUAUUCUUUGUGCUGAAGGUUUCUCUAGUUUGUUGCGUAGUUAUGAACAAAGUGGUUUACUCACGAGAUGUAAAAUUGCUCGAGGUGCGCCGAUAAUUUCUCAUAUGCUAUUUGCUGAUGAUAGUUAUAUUUAUUGUAAGGCCACUGAGGAGAAAGUGUACAAUGUGAAGGAGUUGUUGCAUACUUAUGAGACGGCUUCGGGACAAAGAAUUAAUUUCACUAAGUCUUUUAUGUUUUAUAGCAAUAAUAUUGGUAGUGAGGUGCAGGAUUCUAUCUGUGCUAUGCUGGAAAUUUAUGAGGCAGAUGAAAAUGGCUAUUAUCUGGGCCUUCCUUGCUUGGUUGAGAGGAAUAAGAAUGCUAUCCUUGGCUUUCUUAAGGAUAAACUCCGAAAGAGAAUUCAAGGUUGGCUCUAUAAGGCUAAAUAUUAUGCUCAUGGCAACUUGUUUUCUACUAAAUUGGGAGAUAAUCCUAGUUUCAUCUGGCGAAUUAUUCUUGAAGCAAAAGAUCUAGUACAUUCAUGUGCUCAAAGAACAAUAGCUAAUGGGGAAAAUGUAUCCAUUCUUGCAGAUCCUUGGCUUCCACAUAAUUUUAACAGCUAUGUCGUUACAAGGCACCCUGCUCUUGUGAACAAAUCAGUCAGCUGCCUCUUUCAAGUUGACACUCGCGCUUGGGAUGAGGAUGUUGUGAGAGACUUGUUUGUUUCACGUGAUCAGGACCUUAUUUUGUCCAUUCAGCUUAGUGACUCGGCCGUAAAUGAUGGUUGGAAUUGGAGACUUGAGACUUGUGGGAAUUAUUCGGUUAAAAGUGCUUAUAAAUUCUUGCAAGAAUCUAAAGGUGCUUGGUGUCGUGAUGCCAAUAUUGACUUUUGGAAGCGUCUUUGGUCAUUACAAAUACCUCUUAAGAUUAGUAAUUUCUUAUGGAGGGCUGCUUCGGGUGUGCUCCCAACUUGUUUUCAGCUCCAAAAACGUCAUGUUCCCGUCAAUGUUGACUGUUCGCUGUGUAACGCUCAUGCAGAAAUCGUUCAACAUGCGUUGGUGUUGUGUGAGCUUGCUAAAGCUUCUUCGUAUCACAGCAUGGUCGACGUCAGGGCUGGGGCUGCAACAUUCAGCAGCUGGCUGUUGGGGAUCUUUGGCAGAGGGCACAAAUGUGAAAUGGAAGAUGUGGCUGUGAUGAGUUGGGCUAUUUGGCGUGUGCGAAAUGAAUUUUUUUGGCAAAAGAAGAGUUGGUCUGCAUCAAAUAUUGUUGCAUCUGCUAGAAAAAUGCUUGAUCAGUAUAAAUUUGCUCAAUGA
Cannabis sativa is the source of this 2364-nucleotide messenger RNA. RefSeq lists its product as uncharacterized. The transcript has 3 exons. The record is from RefSeq and is a predicted model, not a curated record. Bases 1 to 2364 code for a protein of 787 amino acids. NCBI's taxonomy places the organism in Eukaryota, Viridiplantae, Streptophyta, Magnoliopsida, Rosales, Cannabaceae.